Malus domestica (apple) is the source of this 3950-nucleotide messenger RNA. RefSeq lists its product as uncharacterized. Lineage: Eukaryota; Viridiplantae; Streptophyta; Magnoliopsida; Rosales; Rosaceae. The record is from RefSeq and is a predicted model, not a curated record.
UGUGUCUUUCUCUUUCCAAAGACUGUUACAAAGACAGAAGAGAAAGCUCCCCCAGAUCUGCUUAAUUUUGUUCUCUUUUGUUACAUGUUUCUCCAACCCAUUUCCCAACAUCUACAGUCCAAGCUUCUCUGAAAUCCAUACCACCGAGUCGAACUCGCACUGAUCCAACCGAGUCAACUCAACUGUCCACACUGUUUUCAUACCCUGUUUCUUCAGCCAAUGAGCUAUUACUUCAAAGGCACAGAGCUUGGUUAUCAGCUGGGAUUGGUCACUUCAGGAAUGGUGAUUUUCCUCCGGAUUGCGCCGGAACUCCGGUGAGUGUUGGAGUUCCGGUGAGGUUUGUGUUGGGUUUUUGGUUUAGUGUAAAAUGUUCAAGUCGGCGCGAUGGAGAACCGACAAGAACAAGAUCAUGGAAGUCUUCAAAUUGCAGUUCCAUGCAACUCAGGUGACACAGUUGGGUGGGGACGCAUUGCUGGUUUCUGUGAUUCCCGUGGAUGUGGGGAAGCCAACUGUGAAAUCAGAGAAAGCUACAGUUCGAGACGGGAGCUGUCGAUGGGAAAAUCCGGUCUGUGAAACAGUUAAAUUCGUCCGUGAGCCAAGAACUGGGAAGAUCAAAGAGAGUGUCUACAACUUUGUUGUCUCAAGUGGAUCAUCGAAGGGUAGUGUUCUUGGGGAAGUUUCUGUCGAUUUUGCUGACUAUGCCGAGGCUACUAAAUCUUCCUGCGUCGCUCUUCCCCUUAAGAAUUCAAAUUCCAAUGCAAUUAUGCAUGUUACCAUUCAAAGGUUGGAAGCAAAUGUUGAUCCGAGAGAGGUAGAAGGCGGUGAAGAGGCAAAUGUUAACUCCGAAGAUAGAAGCUUCAAGAACCUCUUAAGCAAUAAGGAUACUGAUGAAAGCGUUUCAAUUGAUGAGGGAAUUAAUAGAACCAUCCAAAUUGCUGAGCUCAACUCCAGAGCAUCUAUCGGAUCGGACAUUACAUUGUCAAGUUCUGACAGCGGCUCUGGACUUGGUACUCCACGAGAACUUGGAUCAAGAGACCCUUCCAACUUUCUGUCGUCUCUGAGUCACACCUCAGUACAACAUAAACCUGAUGUUUAUGCCCAAACAAAUAUCUAUGACGAGCAUCAGCGGUCACAAUGGGCAUGGUCUGCAGACUCAGAACAUGGAGCAAGUACUGAUGGUUCAACAAAGAGUUCUCAUGAAACCCUUCUAAGAGAACGGUCUCAACAGUCUUCAGAUGACAACAUUGAAAAGCUAAAGGCGGAGCUUCUUGUUCUAGUUAGACAAGCCAAUAUGUCAGAGCUAGAAUUACAAACAUUAAGGAAGCAGAUAGUAAAAGAGACCAAAAAGGGGCAGGAUCUUUCGAGAGAAGUCAUUAGCUUGAAAGAGGAACGAGAUUCUUUCAAGGCAGAAUGUGAGAAACUAAAGUCCUUUUGGAAACGUGUGGAUGAUGCAAAAGUUAAAAACAGGUUCCAGUUAGAAGGUGGGGAUCUACCGGCUCUUGUAGAUGAAAUCAGACAAGAACUGAGUUGUGAGAAGGACCUGACUUUCAAUCUCCGCUUACAGCUCCAGAAGACACAAGAAUCAAAUUCUGAUUUAAUCCUUGCUGUACAAGACCUGGAGGAAAUUUUGGAGCAGAAGAAUAGUGAAAUAGCAAAUCUUUCCAACAGACCAGAAUCCUGCGGUUAUGCUGCAGGGUUGAAGGAAACCAUCUUAAAAGGUGGGACAAGUGAGGAUGAGGAGCAGAUGGAGCUGGAGGAUCUUGUUAAGGACCACAGCAAUGCCAUGGAAACACACCUGCUCGAGAGACAGAUUGCCGAACUUUAUGGUGAAAUAGAAGUCUAUAGGCGAGACAAAGAUGUGCUCGAGAUGCAAAUGGAGCAGCUUGCACUUGACUAUGAGAUAUUGAAACAGGAAAACCAUGACAUCUUAUAUAAACUAGAGCAAAGCCAACUGCAAGAACAACUUAGGAUGCAGUACGAAUGCUCGUCUCCCUCUGCUAGCAUAAAUGAGCUUGAAUACCAAGUUGAGGAUUUGGAAACAGAAUUGAAGAAGCAGUCUGAAGAUUUUUCAAAUUCAUUGGCUACCAUAAGGGAACUUGAAUCCCAUAUCAAAAGCUUGGAGGAAGAACUAAAGAAGCAGGCACAAGUAUAUGAGGCUGAUUUAGAGGCUGUAACAUGUGCCAAAGUUGCGGGUUUGGAAACAGAACUAAGGAAGCAGUCUGAAGAUUUUUCGAAUUUGUUGGCUACCAUAAAGGAACUUGAAUUCCAUCUCAAAAGCUUGGAGGAAGAACUGGAGAAACAGGCGCAAGUAUUUGAAGCUGAUUUGGAGGCCGUAACAUGUGCCAAAGUUGAGCAGGAGCAAAGAGCCAUCCGAGCAGAGGACGCACUGCGAAAAACUAGAUCAAAAAAUGCUAAUACAGCUGAGAGGCUUCAGGAAGAAUUCCGAAGACUCUCUGUUCAAAUGGCCUCGACAUUUGAUGCAAAUGAAAAGGUAGCUCUGAAAGCAAUGACAGAAGCUAGUGAACUGUGUGGGCAGAAGAGUCACCUAGAAGAACUGCUCCAGAAAACGAAGGAUGAGCUCCAGGAAGUUAGAAAUGAUUAUGAGGCAAGAUUGCAGAAGCUCUCGAACCACUUAGACGAGAAAACCAAAGAGAUGGAAGAGAUUUUACUGGAAAUGGACAACAAUUACAAGCAGCUCGACCAUCAGCAGAAACAAGAGGAAGAAGUUAAGGGAAAUAUCUCCCAGGUGAUCUUACAACUCAAAUCUCAGAUUCAAAGGCUUACAGAAGAGAAUAACAGCCUUUCUGAGCAAGUGGAGGAAAGCAAAAAUUUGAGAGCUGAUUUGGAACAAAUGAAGAAAUCAAUCGAGGAAGCUGAGAUGCGGAUACAAAGAGGAAAUGCAGAAAGAAAUGAGCUGGUAAGUAAAAUUUCUACUCUUAAGAAGGAAGCAGAGAAGUCAUUGGAGGAUUUGAAUACAAUGCGGCAUCUCAAAGAUGAAAAGGAGGUGACAGUUGGACUCCUAAAAUCAGAGAUAGAGGAGCUUAAAGCUCGGUGUAAAGACUUUAAACAUGCUAUAUAUGAGGAUGAGGUUGAGAAGGAGAAACUUAGAAAGCAGGUAUUCCAGCUUAAGGCUGACCUGAAAAAGAAGGAAGAUGCACUCAGUACCGCUGAAAAGAAACUCAAGGAAAGCAACGGGCGUUCAAUAGUUUCUGAUGGAAUUAAAAUAACUCAGAGAAACAUCAAGUCUUUGCCAGUUGCUCGUGGUUCGAAAGAAGUUGCAUGUAUGAAAGAAAGAAUAAAAUUGCUCGAGGGACAAAUAAAAUCGAAGGAAGCUGCUUUGGGAAACUCAACUGCUUCAUUUUUGGAGAAGGAAAAGGAUCUUCAGAACAUAAUCGAAAAGUUAGAGAGCACGGUGGAAGAAAUAAAUCAGAAUAGUGCAUUUCAAAAGGUAACUGAAGAUGCCGGUAGUGAUAAAAUUGCAUCAGAACAAGAACUGAGACUUUUCACUGCUGAUAACAGAUACAGCGACUUAUUAACUGAAUUAGCAUCAUUGAAAGAGAGGAAUAUAUCAAUGGAAAGUGAACUAAAAGAGAUGCAAGAGAGAUAUUCAGAAAUAAGUCUCAAAUUCGCAGAGGUCGAAGGUGAAAGACAACAGCUCGUAAUGACAGUACGCAACCUCAAAAAUUCCAAGAGGAGCUAAUAACUGUUUUUCGAUGUACUGGAACCAUAUUACCUUGUACAGUUGAAACAGCUAGGUAUGCUUACAUCAAAAGUCCAGACCUGAGUUCAUUGUGUCUGCCCAUUUGGCUUCAUCUCAAUUUUACCUAGCUUUCAUGUCCUUGCCCCUUUUUUAUGUAAUUUUUUAAAGCUUGUCAAGGUUUCCAUGACCAAUAUAUAUGACAAUUUAUAUAAUUAAUAUAUUUUUUUUUUUAAUUGUUUUUACCUUUUCA